Molecule: messenger RNA, 1561 nt
Organism: Trichosurus vulpecula (common brushtail)
Lineage: Eukaryota; Metazoa; Chordata; Mammalia; Diprotodontia; Phalangeridae
Gene: RMDN1
Product: regulator of microtubule dynamics 1
Exons: 10
Coding region: 72-1016 (314 amino acids)
Cellular component (GO): cytoplasm; spindle microtubule; mitotic spindle pole
Molecular function (GO): microtubule binding
Source: RefSeq, a predicted model, not a curated record
UUGGCCCUUGAGGGGCGGGGCCAAGGACGGAUCCGGCCUUCGCAGCUCAGGUUCACUGCCCAGUUUUGGCGAUGGCGUUAGCGGUGCGGCUGCGCGGGCUUCUCCCGUACCUCCGCACGCGGUUGGGGACUACUGCGAGGGCCGAGGCGGCGGGCCGCGGGCGGCGGGGCAGUCCCAGCCUUUGGCUAGGUGGCAGCGAGAUUCUUGGAAAUGCUGUAGUUUUCAAAAGGGGCCUUAUAAUCUCAGCAUUGUCUUAUUUGGGCUUUGAAACUUACCAACUAAUUUCUCAGUCUGCUGUGGUUCAUGCUGAAGUCAAUGUUGAGGAAAUCCUUGAACAAGCAGACUACCUCUAUGGCAGUGGAGAAAUAGAAAAGCUUUAUCAUUUGCUAGCCCAGUACAAACAAAGUGAGGAUGCAGAGUUGCUAUGGCGUCUGGCACGGGCAUCCCGAGAUAUAUCUCAACUUAGUACUACCUCUGCAGAAGAUAAGAAACGACUGGUAUAUGAAGCUUUUGCAUAUGCAAAAAAAGCACUUGAAAAAAAUGAAUCAAGUUUUGCAGCUCACAAGUGGUAUGGUAUCUGUCUCAGCGAUGUUGGGGAUUAUGAAGGUAUCAAGGUUAAAAUUGGAAAUGCUGUCAUUAUCAAGGAACAUUUUGAGAGAGCAGUUGAACUGAAUCCUAAAGAUGCCACCUCAUUUCACCUUAUUGGUGUUUGGUGUUAUUCAUUUGCUGAAUUGCCUUGGUACCAAAGAAACAUUGCUAAAGUGUUGUUCGCAACUCCUCCUACUUCCACAUUUGAGGAGGCUCUAAAAUACUUUCAAAUGGCAGAACAAGUGCAUCCAAACUUCUACAGCAAAAAUUUGCUUUACCUGGGAAAGACUUUUCUGAAGUUAAAAAACAAAAAGCUUGCUGCCUUCUGGUUAUUGAAAGCCAAGGACUACCCCGCUCACACAGAGGAGGACAAGCAGGUACAAAAAGAAGCUGCCCAGCUGCUCAAAACUGUUGGCGACAAGGAUUAAGAGCGUUACUCAAAAUAAAUCAGCACAUGAAAGAUUUCCAAUAAAUGUCUUUUCAUUGAGUUAAUCAUGUCACAGCUGGUGACCAGCUGCUAUAACUAGCUGAUGAGCAAGGCAAGUAUUAAGUGUUCCAGCUUCCAGUCUUCACAGGAAAAUCAGUCCUUGAUGAUGGAAAGGUACUGAGACAGAAUGAAAGUGCUCACCGUCCAAGUAAUGAUUUUUCAGUGGAAACUCCAUAAUCAUUUGCGGGGGGGUGGAGAGGGGAUGUGUGUGAGAAGUGCCAUAUAAGAAGCAACUCUGGAUAUAACCAGUUAACCAAAACAAGGUCUUGAAAGUAAUAAUCAAAAGUCAGUAAACAUUUAUUAAGUGCCAGCUGUGUGCUAGACACUGCUAAGCACUGAUUUCAGCUAAAAUGGUGCUUUUGAUGUUCAAGACUUUUGUCAACAAGUAUUAUCCUACUUGUCUCUGCCAUUUUAAGUAUAUAACCUUAAUUGUGUGACUAUUCAACAGAUUGACUGUCUAUUAAUAAAUCCAGUUUCAUUGGAUAA